This is a messenger RNA of Durusdinium trenchii, 381 nucleotides long. The record is from the annotation of a GenBank genome assembly. NCBI's taxonomy places the organism in Eukaryota, Dinophyceae, Suessiales, Symbiodiniaceae.
AUGGUCAUCCGAACCAUUCGGAAAGAGAAGGAGAACCUUCCUUAUCAAAGGCAGAAUGUCGUGGGCUUCUUCUGUGUGGCGAAAGUGGGCGACAGCGAGCUAUUUGGGGUCAUCAAAGCGGAGAAGCGAGAUGACAAUGGGAAGAAGAUUGCAUACCAGGUGGAGCUGUAUGCGAUCCCAAAGCCGAAGGUCAUCGCAGCCUCUGAUGUCAAGCACUCCAAAGGAAGUGGCUUUGAGAAAGCUAGGGAGAAGCUGGAGGCGAAAGCUGAAAGCCGCGAACUGAAGCGCCCAGAUUCGUUGCUCGUUAAAAACUGGAAGAUGUACAGAGAAUACUGUAGGGACGGCUGUGAGGCCAAGUUCUUUGGUGGCUUCACCAAGUGA